AUGAGGCAGCGUUUGCAGAUAAAGGAUAACUACAGCCCUGAUGCGGCUGAUCCUGACACUGAAAUGGCUGUGGAUCCCCGGAUGGAUCCCAAGGCCCAACUCCCCGAACCACUCAGGGUCCUGUGGACAGCCCACCUAGCUGCAAUGGCUGCAGGCUCCCGGACCUCCCAGAUCCUGGCUUUUGCCCUGCUCUGCCUGCCAUGGCUUCAAGAGGCCGGUGCCGUCCAAUCCGUUCCCUUACCCAGGUUUUUUGACAACGCUAUGCUCCACGCCCAUCGCCUGCACCAGCUGGCCUUUGACACCUACCAGAAGUUUGAAGAAGCCUAUAUCCCAAAGGAACAGAAGUAUUCAUUCCUGCAGAACCCCCAGACCUCCCUCUGUUCCUCAGAGUCUAUUCCGACACCCUCCAACAUGGAGGAAAGGCAGCAGAAAUCCAACCUAGAGCUGCUCCGCAUCUCCCUGCUGCUCAUCCAGUCCUGGCUGGAGCCCGUGCAGUCCAAGGAGCUGGGGCAAUACCUUGAGUCUGGGUUCUUCCUCCCCAGGGACCUGGGGGAGCCCCCACCCCCACCCCAAGGCUCAGGGAAAGGGGAGAGCAAAGUUUUCCACCAUGGCGUGCUGCCAGAGGGCACCCACCUGACCCUUAAAGAGAGGACAGGUUGA
Mandrillus leucophaeus (drill) is the source of this 660-nucleotide messenger RNA. RefSeq names its product somatotropin-like. Gene Ontology annotation, biological process: positive regulation of receptor signaling pathway via JAK-STAT; positive regulation of growth; positive regulation of tyrosine phosphorylation of STAT protein. The record is from RefSeq and is a predicted model, not a curated record. Lineage: Eukaryota; Metazoa; Chordata; Mammalia; Primates; Cercopithecidae. The transcript has 7 exons. Gene Ontology annotation, molecular function: hormone activity. Gene Ontology annotation, cellular component: extracellular region. The coding region runs from base 1 to 660 and encodes 219 amino acids.